AUGUCCCAAAUGCAUCAUGGGAAACGUGUCUCCUGUUGCUUUCCUAUGUUCUUUUUCCUUUUUUUCCUCCCUUCGUUUUAUAGCGAGAACAACGCUUUAGAGACUCAAGAAUAAAUUCCCCUUUUUGAGCUGCAAUCUCUCAGUAAGUUUUCAGAGGUGAUCUUUAGUAGCCAUGGCCCGUACCAAGCAGACUGCCCGUAAGUCCACUGGAGGCAAAGCCCCACGUAAACAGCUGGCCACGAAGGCUGCUCGUAAGAGCGCCCCUUCUACUGGUGGUGUCAAGAAGCCCCAUCGUUACAGGCCUGGUACUGUGGCUCUGCGUGAGAUUCGUCGUUAUCAGAAGUCCACUGAGCUGCUGAUCCGCAAGCUGCCCUUCCAGCGCCUGGUGAGAGAAAUCGCCCAGGACUUCAAGACUGAUCUGCGUUUCCAGAGCGCAGCCAUCGGAGCUCUGCAGGAGGCCAGCGAAGCCUACCUGGUGGGUCUGUUUGAGGACACCAACUUGUGCGCCAUCCACGCCAAGCGUGUCACCAUCAUGCCCAAAGACAUCCAGCUGGCACGUCGUAUCCGCGGGGAGCGUGCAUAAAAUGUUUUCUGUUUUGUUAUACGCUGUCCUCUCUCCCUCCACCACUCUUUCUAUCCAUUUCCUUCCUCUAUACUUAGUUAGUAGUUUGGUUUGAGGUUCUAUAUAUAUAUAUAUCAUAUGAUUGUGAUAACCGUACAUUGUGUGAUCAUGUCUUCUUUGGUGCUACUAGUAGCAGAGUUUCCUUAGAGAUAUCUUCAUGUAUGUUUGAAAUUUUGAAUCACAUUUACACUCCUCACUUCUGACUAACUAGCUCAAAGGAAUGCCUUGUUAUGAAUAAGGUGUUUUUGCAAGCCAAGAAUAUGUGGUAUCUGAGCUGAGCAUAGGAAAUAGCAUUAAGGUUGAGACAUUUUCAUCUUCAGACAGACAUAUACAUUGAUAUAAUGGGUCUUCUUAGUUUCUCUCUUUUUUUUUUUUUUAUAGAAAUUUGUUGUAUAAGUAGUGAUUAUUCCUUCUUCUUUUUUUACAUUAAUGGUGUAUUUCUACUGUUACUGUUUAAUGUAUCACAAUUCCUAAGUUUGAUUCUGGUUGUCAAUUCGAAACGUCAUUGUUCCAUGAUGACACUGCAUUUUCGGCAGAUGACAAGCGGCAUAUAUGUAGCAGACCUAUGUUGAUCAUAUUUUGAUUUUUAGCCACGUUAUUAUGUCCAGGUAAUGUUUUGACUUUUUGUUCCUCUCUCAGGUUGACAUGAUAACCUAAUUUUUUUCUACGGUGUGUUUGAUUUAUGUUUUCAGUCAUUUUUAAAAAGCAAAAUAUUUGUACUCCGGAAUUCACAUACAAACAUAAUAAACAGAUUCUUGUGGUUAAGUAA
Molecule: messenger RNA, 1391 nt
Organism: Acanthopagrus latus (yellowfin seabream)
Lineage: Eukaryota; Metazoa; Chordata; Actinopteri; Spariformes; Sparidae
Product: histone H3.3A
Exons: 4
Coding region: 173-583 (136 amino acids)
Cellular component (GO): nucleosome
Molecular function (GO): structural constituent of chromatin; protein heterodimerization activity; DNA binding
Source: RefSeq, a predicted model, not a curated record